CAGCUCAUUCUCAUCCCAUGGAUAGCGUUUCCUGCUUGAUAAGUGCUAAAGGGGAUGAGCUGGGUAUAUAAAGGGUGUGAGUGAUGCUUCACUGCUCAACAAAGCCAGCUUGUCCAGAGAACUCCUUCUAACUAUGAGGCAGUCUUUCUGAACUGUUUGGGAAAAGAAUAGUUGCCCCUCUGUAUGUGGAGUCAUUCAACUUAACUGAGUCACUGGAAUAAGCCAGAUAAAACCUUAUUUGCCUCCCGGAGGAAAGGAAAAGGGAACUUUUGUCUCUGAGUUUUGGUUCUCUGGUAAUACUUUCCAUUCACUUCUGCGAAACGAAGCCAUGACCGACGACAGUAAAAUUAUUCCCCGUCCUCUCUUCCGGCGAGACGUCGACUGGGAUCCUUGCCGUGAGUGGACAGAGACCGGUCGCAUGUUCGACCAGGACUUCAGCAUCCCUCUCUUCCUGGAAGCUGGUGAUCUGAGCUGGAUAGACUGGGCCAAGAGCAGGAUGGCCUCCUCUACCUGGCUAGGGUACAUGCGCUCGCCUCACUUCAGCCCCUCCUUAGCUCACCCUCCUGCUGUUGGGGUUUACAGACCACACGUACCUCUGAUCACGGGAGAGUCUGAGAUUAGGUCCAGCCAGGAUGGCUGGAAGGUCAACCUGGACGCCAAUCAAUUCUCUCCAGAGGAAAUAACAAUCGUCGUCAAGGGGGACUUCCUGGAGAUAGCAGGAAAACAUAAGGAGAGACAGGAUGAACACGGAACCAUCUCAAGGUGCUUCACCAGGAAAUAUAAGCUACCACAGGGGGUAAACCUGCAACACAUCAGCUCCUCUCUGAACAGUGAGGGGGUUCUGUGUGUGGACGCCCCCACCCCAGGGACUACCAGCCUCAGCCUCCCAAGCACUGAUAUUAUCAUCCCUAUUCAGAUCAAACAGGAACUGGAGAGUGAUAAGUGAGGCUGGUGGUCAGGCAUUGCAUUUUAGCAUUAGACCUAGAGCACAGCUCGGAUGAUGCUUUCCAGACACAUACUGUUGCUCCUCGUGUGAAUGUUUAGCAGGCUUUUGCAGCAUAAACGCCACGUACAGUGACCACAAGCUUGUCUUACCUUUAUGGGGUACAGUGUGUGCUGUUUCGUAAGCCUUCUAUUGGACAAGAAUAAAGUUAUGGUAGUUUUGUUUUUUAACACGGGCCACAACUGUAGCUAAAGUAAGAUGAGCACAAUAAGCCAGACAAAUUGUUCAUUCCAAAACUGUUGUGCUAUAUAGUACCUGCUCAGUUUUGUUUCUUUGAUAUUUACAAUGAACAUGCUACAAAAUAAAUGUAUAUGCAUAACAUGUCUGUCUAAUAAAAAUAAUAAUAAGUAUGAA
Messenger RNA from Osmerus eperlanus (European smelt), 1357 nucleotides. RefSeq names its product heat shock protein beta-1-like. Gene Ontology annotation, cellular component: nucleus; cytoplasm. Lineage: Eukaryota; Metazoa; Chordata; Actinopteri; Osmeriformes; Osmeridae. The coding region runs from base 329 to 946 and encodes 205 amino acids. The record is from RefSeq and is a predicted model, not a curated record. The transcript is spliced from 3 exons. Gene Ontology annotation, biological process: protein refolding; response to heat; negative regulation of apoptotic process.